UGUGUUGGCACAAGGCCCGAACCGAUACCUUCACAUCCAUGCCCGGCGCUCGUCUAUUUCACAAUGGACGAAUCAGACUUGCAUGCUAUAGACGCUCAACUGCGAGCCAUCCGUGUCGAUGAUGGACCUCCCAGAAAGCCUCUACUGCUAGACAAGAUGUUCAUGCGGGCCGUCCAGUGGAGUGGCCCUUCAAAAAUGCCCCAAUUCCAUGAACCUCAUACGCCUCCACCUCCAAGCCCACCUAGACAGCCAAAAAUAUACCCCUUACCGAUGGGUAUUUCCGAGGAAUCUUAUAGUCCAUCACCCCUGUCAAUGCUCUUCAGAUAUGAGGAACUCGUACCACUAGUACUGGAAAACUUUCAUAAGCCUUCAGAUUGGGCAAAUCUAUGUAGGGUCUCCAAGGAAUGGUGUAGGAUUGGAAGAAAGAGGCUGUACGGACAUGUCUGGGUGAGACCUUGGGAGGAUGGACCGCAUGUCAAACUGGUUCGUUUGUUCGAGACUCUGCAUCGGCGGCCAGAGCUGUGCCGUCUCAUCCGUCGACUAGAUGUAAGGUUCUUCCCACUUGCUACUCGUGGCGAAGAGAGGUCAGACCUAGAUGAUCACGUCCAAUUGGCCAUGUCCAACAUGUGUAAUCUUGAGUCGCUGGUAUGGACGCGAGAUAAAUCUCUCAAUCCUACUCUGCUUGAGACCAUCUCUCGCUUACCACGCCUUCGAUCGUUUGAGAUAUCGGGUCAUUCUUAUAGAUAUUAUGAUCCAUCGCUCUUGGGCACAUUUUGCUCUUUAGAGGACUUGCGGAUUAUGAUGCCAGAUCCCCAUAUGAAGAGCAAGCUAGUAGAUUUAGUGACAGCUCUUGAUGAACGAGAGCAAGGAGGACUCAAGGGACUAGAUAUCAUUUGUCAAAGCUCUUCGUUGAUAGACGACACUAUACUCAAAGUAAUGGCUCCUCGACUCAGAAAUCUCCGACGUUUGACAUUCUGGGGAUGUACUCAUGUCACCAGGGAGGGUAUCUUCUCGCUGUUGGAUAGAAUUGGACCCGGCAUUCAAGAGCUAUCUCUAGAUGCACUCCCACAUUCCAAUCUGUUAGACCUGACGUCUUCACCACCGCUCCCACAGUUACACACUUUUUCCUUAUCGAUAACUAUACCCCAUCGGGAAUCUGCUUCUGCUGCUCAUGCUCUCUCGCCCUUCGAUCUUCCUGCUCUACCCCAUUGCCCUUCAUUGUCAGCUUUACACCUGACCAUUUCGGGGUCAAAACCAUUACUGCCAUUCGAGACUUGGAUUACAUUUCAGGGUCAGCUUCCCGGGAACCUCAGCAAGCUAUCACUUAUAAAUCUUGUGAUAACCUCACCAGAGACUUUGUCGGCUAUCCUAGAGUCGCUGCCUAACUUAGAAGAGCUCUACAUCACCGCCACACAUCCGUCCAUCAUGCUAUCAAUCCCUGCACUUUCCCCUUCUUCUCUCAGGAUCUUGCACGUCAAUUUCACAUUGCCUUCUGCCUCAGUCUCGAGCCGAGGAGCUGUUGCACAAUAUCUCCACAGUCUAGCAGAGAAGAUGGGGCAGAUCGAGCAAAUAGGCAGUGCAAAUAUGGUAUUUGAAGUGCACAGACGUAUGGAGGAUGACGGAGAGCGAGUUGUGGAACUGUGUCGAUGGUCACGUACCUUUGUACCGGGAUAUUUUCAAGUUUGGAGAGCGUGAAAUCUACAAAUAUACUCAAAGACCAUUAUGAUCCAUUGUAAUGCAUGUUAUGAUAUCUGAC
Messenger RNA from Cryptococcus deneoformans JEC21, 1756 nucleotides. RefSeq lists its product as hypothetical. Bases 64 to 1695 code for a protein of 543 amino acids. Lineage: Eukaryota; Fungi; Basidiomycota; Tremellomycetes; Tremellales; Cryptococcaceae. Gene Ontology annotation, biological process: SCF-dependent proteasomal ubiquitin-dependent protein catabolic process. The record is from RefSeq and is a predicted model, not a curated record. Gene Ontology annotation, cellular component: SCF ubiquitin ligase complex. The transcript has 6 exons.